Molecule: messenger RNA, 5365 nt
Organism: Ceratitis capitata (Mediterranean fruit fly)
Lineage: Eukaryota; Metazoa; Arthropoda; Insecta; Diptera; Tephritidae
Gene: Evi5
Product: ecotropic viral integration site 5 ortholog
Exons: 15
Coding region: 1540-3984 (814 amino acids)
Source: RefSeq, a predicted model, not a curated record
GAGGAAAGCAGAAAAUUUGUUGUUUAAAAAAAUCAAAAACAACAAAUCGGUGAAAACGAGCAGACUCUCUUGUAAAGAUACGCGUAUCGCUGUUUCUAAUUAUUAAAAUCAGUCUCCAUCCUUCUAAAAAAAACGAAGUUAUUAUGAAAAGAGACAAAUGUGUAUUAAAUAAAGUGCAAAUAAUAUAUAAUUAAAAUAAGAAAGAUCACACUUGAGGCGGUGGUUUGCUCGAGUGCAAGUGUACGUGGAAAAUAUAUACACAGCAGAUAAUUGCAAGUGGAGUUUUUGGUGUGUUUUCGAAUUUGGGCAGUGCAAGUGUGAACAAAAUUUGCUCUAAAUAAGUAUUUCUUCCAUUUACAUCAAAAAGUGAUUUUAUUAUGAAAAUUGUUAUAUGUAUGAAUGGUUUUCUCCAAUAGGGAGCGGUGCAAGUGAAUACAGAAAAACAAACAAAAAAUAUCAAAAAAAAAAAAAAAGAAAAUAAGAAAAGUCAAAGCAAAUCGAAGAAGAAGCAGCAUCACUGUUGGAAAAAAUCAUUUUAGCUAAUUUCUCUUUAUUAAAUCUUAUUGGCAAAAAGAUAUUACAUACUUAUUGGAUUUGCAAGCUUACUUGUAUACAUACAUAUAAAUUAACAUGAACAUUUGCCAGACAGUGUAGGUGAAUCAGUGCGUGAGGAAUUUCUAUUACCUGUUAAAAACGAUUAAUGGUGUUGGCUGCCUGCUGAGGAGUUUGCCUUUUCAGGUAUCGAAUUUCGUGCUGAAUACUGCAAUGGCAAUAACAACAACAACAACUCCAACGAAAACUCAAAAGCCCAACUGAAAAAAAUAACUUCAACAAAAACUGUUUAUGCCAACAGACAACCAUCGGGUUUAUGACUAAUCAAUUUCUACUGGUUUCUGUGUUACCGCAACCUGUUGGUACACAUGUGCAGAACUGCUUAAUGUCUCAAAAGACAUUACUCCAUGUCACUGAAUUAUAAUUUGUCAUCGUCAAUUUAAAAAGGAAAAGUCAGCAAAACGGCGUCCCAAGACGACUCCGUACUUGUACAGCAGCUGCACACUUUGGUGUAUUUGUUGUGGCGAAGCUCGAGAGUGACAACUUGCGUCAAAGGCCUACAACGGCAGCGAGUCUACGACCAUUCAAUUUUCCCUGCAUUACUAGGGAGUGCGUCAACAACAGCAGCAGUAGCAACAACAACAACAACGGAGUCUUCAGUAGUUAAGACAUCGUCAAUGCCAUUUAAAUGCAAAAAUAACAACAACAGCUGUGACAAUCAUCAAAUACGCUAAUCAUCAUUUGCCAGCGUCAGCGCUUGCGAAGCGUAAGGAAGUCAUUAGGCGAACUUAAGUGCUUGCAACUACAUUCAAAAAGACGUAUAUACUUUCGCUGAACGCCAACAACAGUACAGUUUAGUGUAGCAAACUCAAUCUUCCGCAUAUUUCAUCUUCCUCCAACACCACUGCGUAUUUUCUCAAGCAUCAACGAGAUUGUCCAGCAUCAACAGCGGCGGCGGCAGCAGUAGGCAACAGUGUGGCGGCGGCAAUGACUCUUACCACUGCUACACAACCGGAGAGUAGCAAAAAAAUGGAUGGGAAAUGUGGUGCCGCUGAAGAGAAUUUGCCAUCAUCCGAAAUGGAUCUGUUAGCCAAAUUGGAGGCGGCUAACAAGCUCAUCGAGAGCGAUGCGAAAAGUUUAAAUUCAUUACAUUCGACACAUAGUCGCAAAAAUUCGGACACCAGUCAAAUUAGUCUCACUUCAAGUAAGUCUGGCAACUCGAAUGCUGAGGAAGACAUUUGGACGCAGUGGGCUACGAUAUUGGCCGAUUGGGAGGGCGCACUGAAGCGUAAAAAUCCAUGUGUACGUGAUUUGGUGCGUCGUGGUAUACCCCAUCACUUCCGCGCCAUUGUUUGGCAACAACUGUGUGGCGCCUCUGAUACCGAUAAAAAACAAUAUGCCGACUACAUUAAAGCCACUUCGGCUUGCGAAAAAGUUAUCCGACGGGAUAUUGCACGAACUUAUCCAGAGGUGGAUUUCUUCAAAGAAAAGGAUGGUCCUGGCCAAGAGGCCUUAUUCAAUGUGAUCAAGGCAUAUUCGUUGCAUGAUCGUGAAGUGGGCUACUGUCAGGGAUCCGGUUUCAUUGUGGGCUUGCUGCUAAUGCAGAUGCCCGAGGAGGAAGCCUUCGCUGUACUCGUACAAAUAAUGCAGCAACAUCGCAUGCGCGACAUGUUCAAACCGUCAAUGUCGGAGUUGGGUCUCUGCAUGUAUCAAUUGGAAAGUUUGGUGCAAGAGCAGAUACCCGAAAUGCAUAUACACUUCCAACAGCAGGGUUUCCAAACAACUAUGUACGCUUCCAGUUGGUUCCUUACACUUUAUACCACCACACUGAAUCUCAAUUUAAGUUGUCGCAUAAUGGAUGUAUUCCUUAGCGAAGGCAUGGAGUUUAUAUUCAAAGUGGCACUGGCGUUGCUUCUGCUUGGCAAAGAGACACUAUUGUGUCUGGAUAUGGAGGCCAUGCUAAAGUUCUUCCAAAAAGAGCUACCCGGUCGUGUUGAAGCCGAUCCCGAGGCAUUUUUCAAUUUAGCCUAUUCCAUCAAAAUCAAUACGAAACGUAUGAAGAAAAUGGAAAAGGAGUAUCAAGACUUAAAGAAGAAAGAACAAGAGGAAAUGGUCGAGCUGCGUCGUUUGCGACGAGAAAAUCGCUUACUGAAACAACGCAACGAGCUCUUGGAGGCUGAAAGUGCUGAAUUGGCCGACCGUUUGGUGCGUGGGCAGGUUUCACGUGCUGAAGAGGAAGAAACUAGUUAUGCAAUACAAACAGAGCUGAUGCAAUUGCGCCGCUCAUAUCUCGAAGUGUCACAUCAGUUGGAAAAUGCCAAUGAAGAAGUGCGUGGCUUAAGUUUGCGUUUGCAGGAAAAUAAUGUAUCGAUCGAUAGUGUAAGUAAUGCGCAGCCGCCGGUGAAGGAAAUAAAGAACAAUUCACGUCAAUCAUCCAUUGAUGAAUUGUGCAUGAAAGAAGAGGCACUAAAGCAACGCGAUGAAAUGGUCUCAUGUCUACUCGAAGAGCUGGUCAAAGUACGUCAAAGUCUUGCCGAGAGCGAAGAUCAAAUACGUAAUUUGAAAUCGAAAAUCGAAGAAUUGGAAGAGGAUAAAAAGACAUUACGUGAAACUACGCCCGAUAAUUCGGUGGCACAUUUACAAGAUGAGCUUAUCGCGAGUAAACUACGCGAAGCCGAGGCUAGUCUGUCGUUGAAGGAUCUCAAACAGCGUGUGCAGGAAUUGAGCACACAAUGGCAACGUCAAUUGCAGGAAAAUAGAAAUGAUCACAGUCAACAGCCCGUUGAUUCGACACCAAAGAAGUUGCUAACAAAUUUCUUUGAUACCUCCAAAUCGAAUGAGCAUACACAACGUUUGGAGGAGGACCUAAUGACCACGCGUAUACGUGAAAUGGAGACGUUGACUGAGUUGAAGGAGCUGCGCUUGAAGGUCAUGGAGUUGGAAACACAAGUGCAGGUGUCCACAAAUCAGCUACGCCGUCAGGAUGAGGAGAAUAAGAAAUUACGCGAGCAGCUUGAGCAGGCUGUUAAUCGCGAAAAGGAAAUGGCCAACAAGGCGCGUGAGCAGCAGCAUAGAUACUCCGAUCUGGAAUCUCGCAUGAAGGAUGAAUUGAUGAAUGUAAAGAUUAAAUUUACUGAACAAAGUCAGACUGUUGCGGAAUUGAAGCAAGAAAUUUCCCGAUUGGAAACGAAGAACUCCGAAAUCUUAGCCGAGGGAGAAUUACGUUCCAAUCUGGAUGAAUCUGACAAGGUGCGUGAUUUACAGGAUCGGUUGGCUGAUCUGAAAGCAGAGCUAACCGCCAUACAAAGUCGUGGCAAAUAUCCAAUUAAUAAACUGCGUAGCGCCUCCAUACAGUCCAUCGAAUCCAACGAGAUUGAUUUCAAUGAAUUGAAUUUGCGCCGUGAGAGCGCUGAACUCACAACAACAACAUAAUACAUAAUGCGACUGCGGAGAGAAAGGAUAACACGAAAACUGAGAGACACCAUCGCAAGGCUGUCGCAUUGAUAUUCAAAGGAUAUUAGGCAAUAUGUGUGGGGGGAAAGUGGGUGGAAAAUAGAGAAAUAAAAAUUAAUUUAAAAAAAAAAAUGACACUAAACUGCUAUUGUUAAAAAAGUGCAAAAUUCCAAAUUUACCAAGAAAGCGUGUGUUGAGAAACACACACACACACACAUUUCUAUUAUUAUUAUUAUAAAAAUAGUUAUAUGUAACAUUUUGCAUGUGUUUGUAUUUUAAAUGCUUCGCAGCGAUUUUGUUGUAUGUUUUAAUAAUUUUAUAUUAUUAUUUUAAAAUUAUAUUAUAUUUAUAAAAUGAAUUUUGCUUGCUUCUUGCAUAACAAUAAUUAAAAAUAUACCAGUAUAUGCAUAUGUAUUAAAUAUUUUAUUGUAGUUUGUUAUAGCGACUGUAUACCAAUUGAUUAUUAAAUGUGUUGUGUAUUAUUAUUACUCUUCAUUGGUAUAAAUGUAAUUUAAAAAGGCAAACAAAAUUUUUAAGAAAUUCUCACGUUUACUUAAAUGAUAGGUGUAUUUUGUUGUAAUCGAAAAGCAAGCUUUCAGAAAAUAUUUCGUAUAUUCUGCUCUUUGGUUCGUGAAUGUUUAAAUUUUUUAUAGAAAAUAUUUCUAUUUUGCUGCAUACAUAUACUACCCAAAAUUACUGAAAAAAAAAAUCGAGGAAUAAAUUCUGAAUUAAAAUUAAAUGAUAUUUAUUAUGUAGUUAACCGUUAAGUUGUGUGUAAAUGCGCUGAAACUAGAAAAAUAAGAGAAAACCUAACAAUUACUGUAAAACAUUAUUAAAUAUUUGCUGAUGAGCAAUAAAAAGAGUUGGAAAUUCAAAUUGAUACUGUGCUGAAAUGAAAUGAAACGAAAUGUGUCUCAAACUGAACAUGUUUUUAUAAGCGACUUUUACAUAUAUAUACACUACAUACUAUGUAGCAUUAGUUUAUGAAAAAAAAAUUAUAUGUAUUAUUUAUGUUACAACAUAUUAUGGCAGAUGAAAAGCAGUAGUAACUUACAAAAUAUUUAUUAUGGAGAACACUACGAAUACGACUUAAACUUAACUGAAAAAUACAUAAAUAAUAUAAUAAUGGCAUUAGACGUGUAGCAGUGUCGAUAACGAGUAGAGAAUUUUUCAAACAACAUACAUACAUAACAUAGUAAAAACGUAUGUAAGAUAAUCGACGAAUUUUUGCUUAGAAGAAGUGCUGGUUGCUGAAAUAAUAUGUGUAUCGAGUUACAAAAUGUAGUUCAAUAGAGUUUUUUUUUACAUACAUAAAAUAAUAUGAAAAUGUCUUAAAACGAAAAAAGCAAAAUAUAAUAAA